This is a messenger RNA of Lepidothrix coronata (blue-crowned manakin), 3266 nucleotides long. RefSeq names its product ezrin (gene EZR). Gene Ontology annotation, biological process: positive regulation of protein localization to early endosome; positive regulation of early endosome to late endosome transport; regulation of organelle assembly. The transcript has 13 exons. The record is from RefSeq and is a predicted model, not a curated record. Bases 152 to 1912 code for a protein of 586 amino acids. Lineage: Eukaryota; Metazoa; Chordata; Aves; Passeriformes; Pipridae. Gene Ontology annotation, molecular function: cell adhesion molecule binding; actin binding. Gene Ontology annotation, cellular component: apical part of cell; cytoskeleton; plasma membrane.
CGGGUUGCGCUGCUGCCGUGGCCGGGAGCGGCUUCUUCCACCUCCGCCUCCUCCUCCUGUUCCUCCUCCGCGCGGGGUGCUCGGCUGAGGCGAGGCAGUCGCUGCAUGAACGUUUGUCUCGGGAGUAGGAGCAGCACAAGCAGCCCCCAAAAUGCCGAAGCCGAUCAAUGUUCGAGUUGUUACUAUGGAUGCAGAGCUGGAGUUUGCCAUUCAGCCAAACACUACAGGCAAACAGCUGUUUGACCAGGUGGUUAAAACCAUAGGUUUGCGAGAGGUGUGGUACUUUGGUCUUCAGUAUGUGGACAACAAAGGAUUCCAGACUUGGCUGAAGCUUGAUAAAAAGGUUUCUGCUCAGGAAAUUAGAAAGGAGAAUCCUCUCCAAUUCAAAUUCCGUGCCAAGUUCUUCCCAGAGGAUGUGUCUGAAGAGCUGAUUCAAGACAUCACGCAGAAGCUCUUCUUCCUGCAGGUGAAGGAAGGGAUUCUCAGCGAUGAGAUCUACUGUCCUCCUGAAACAGCAGUACUUCUUGGUUCCUAUGCUGUGCAGGCCAAAUUUGGAGAUUAUAACAAAGAGGUGCACAAGCCUGGAUACCUCAAUUCAGAGCGUCUGAUCCCCCAAAGGGUCAUGGAUCAGCAUAAACUCUCCAGAGAGCAGUGGGAAGAACGGAUUCAGGUGUGGCAUGCUGAACACAGUGGCAUGCUCAAAGAGAAUGCCAUGCUGGAAUACCUGAAGAUUGCCCAAGACCUGGAGAUGUAUGGAAUCAACUACUUUGAAAUCAAGAAUAAGAAAGGAACUGACCUUUGGCUGGGGGUUGAUGCCUUGGGGCUCAACAUCUAUGAAAAGGAUGAUAAACUAACUCCAAAGAUUGGGUUCCCCUGGAGCGAAAUCAGAAACAUCUCCUUCAAUGACAAGAAGUUUGUUAUAAAGCCUAUUGACAAGAAGGCACCAGACUUUGUGUUUUAUGCCCCUCGUCUGAGAAUUAACAAGAGGAUCUUGCAGCUCUGCAUGGGCAACCAUGAACUGUAUAUGCGACGCAGGAAGCCUGACACUAUUGAGGUGCAACAGAUGAAAGCCCAGGCCCGGGAAGAGAAGCACCAGAAGCAACUGGAAAGGAAACAACUAGAAGAUGAAAAGAGGAGGAGGGAGACAAUUGAGAGGGAGAAAGAGCAAAUGCUGAGGGAGAAGGAGGAGCUCCUGGUGAGGCUACAGGAGUAUGAAGUGAAGACUCAGAAAGCAGAGAAAGAGCUCUCAGAUCAGAUCCAAAGAGCCAUUCAGCUGGAGGAGGAAAGGAGACGAGCCCAGGAGGAAGCAGAACGUUUGGAAGCUGACCGUUUAGCUGCUCUGCAGGCCAAGGAAGAGCUGGAAAGACAAACUAUGGACCAAAUAAAGAGCCAGGAACAACUGGCUACAGAGCUUGCAGAGUAUACAGCCAAGAUUGCACUUCUUGAAGAGGCAAGGAGGCGUAAAGAGAGCGAGGUUGAAGAGUGGCAAAUCAGAGCCAGGGAAGCCCAGGAGGAUCUGGUAAAGACAAAGGAAGAGUUACACCUGGUAAUGACUGCUCCACCUCCACCUCCACCACCUGUCUAUGAGCCAGUGAACUACCAUGUCCACGAUAACUUGCAAGACGAAGGCUCUGAGUACUCUGCCUACAGUGCAGAGUUCUCCAGUGAGGGGAUCAGGAAUGACCGCAAUGAGGAGAAGCGCAUUACUGAAGCAGAGAAGAAUGCACGUGUACAGAGUCAACUGAGGGCACUGACAGAUGAGCUGGCCCAGGCUAGAGAUGAAAAUAAGAGGACCCAAAAUGACAUUAUCCACUCAGAGAACAUGCGACAGGGACGUGACAAGUACAAGACGCUGCGGCAGAUCCGGCAAGGCAACACCAAGCAGAGAAUCGAUGAGUUUGAGGCGAUGUAACAAUGCUUGUAAGAAGACAGGACUGUGGGAAAGGCAGAUCUUAAUGCUGUGUUCUUAUUUUGGGGUUUUUUUGUUGUGUUGGUUUUUUGGUUUGUUUUUUUUUUCCUGAGGAGGCAUCACUGUACGACACUUAACAAAUGUUCUCUAAACCCAGAGGUGUUUAAAUCUCCCAUUUAUCCUGUACCUUCUCUGAAAUUUGAUAUAGUUAAAAACUUAUUGUACCACUGAUCCUGGUAUCUUGCUCAUGCCUUUGCUUAGUGCCAAAAGGCCUUAUGUCACAUCUCUCUUUAAGCAAGACAAAUUUUAACAGGCUGUGCUUCUAGUUGAAGAUACAUGUCCUGUGCAGGUGCUGGAUUCAUCCUGGUCUAAAAAAUAAGCAUCUGUGGGUGAAUUUUGUGCCAUACGUCUUUGUAUUAUUAGUUACAGUGUGAAGUCCAGCAGUUGAGAAGACAGGUUCUGGAACUCAGGAUUUGCAAGCACCCGAGUGUGUACAACCUUGCACAUGUGCUUGUACGCCCUGUUUUUUCCUUGGUCUUGAUGCCCAUGUUCCCCCUCCCCAGCCCACCCCCACACACAAAAGAACUGACAACACCUCAGAACUACUUUGUGUAGAAAUUAGGCGUUUUCUGGUUACUGUUCUCAACUGGAGAAUUUCUGCAGUGAUGGCUCAGAAGUGUGGCAUAGGGACACUCAUAUCCUCUUCACGUAACAAGUAGCAAAUACUCUGUUGGAAUCCAAAUACACUACUGUGUUUGCAUUCCAACUUCAUUACUGAUCAGAUAUAGUGUAGUAUUUAUAUAUAUAUAUAUAUAAACAUGCAACAUGUGGAUUGCAGUACUAGUUUAAAGGGAAAUAGUUUUGCUCUGUAUAUUUUGUUACUUUUCAGAUUUAAUAAGACUUGUGUCUGUAAAAAUGCCUAAACAGCACUGUAGUCUGAUACAGUGCAGCUGAUUAUUUACUAUAAAGCAUUAUUUGUAAAGAUCAUUUUUUUACUUAAUGAAAACUGUUAUAUGUACACAUGAUCCAGUAUAUACAAUUUUACUGCACCUAUUUUUCUAACAAAUUUUCUAAUUUUUUUAAAUGUUUGAUUUAAAGUUUCAGACUCCAAAGAUGAAGGGACUGCUUGUUUAUAUCACAGUUGAAUUCUCUCUAGUAGAGAGCAUUUCUGUGACCAUUCUUCCCCCACUCUCCCCCUUUCCUUGAAAAUCUGUUAGAAAGUGAGAUACAGUAUGUUGUCACCUCUUCUCUUCCAUUUACAAUAUCUAUGCUGCAUUAUACGUGAGUAGAAUCUUGUGUGGGGUUUUUUUUAUUUGCAGCAGCAAACAUCUAAAUAAAAGAUCUGCAAAGUAACAAA